AGCAGCCAGCAGUCAGGCCGUAGGACUACAGACGUCAGGAUGCUGCUGUCAGUGACUCCAGAUCACCCGCUCUCAGGUACGUUUACAAACCAGAAUAGUUUAGGAGUAGUUCUCCUUUAUUAACACACUAACAAUCAUAUUUUUAUUAAAAAUGUUUAAUGUAACGAUCUAUUUGUAUUUUUUCCAUUCAUUUUAAGAAGGAUAAGGAUUACUAUGUUGGGUUGCUAUUGCUUUAUAUUAAAGAAAUAGGAACCCAACAAAAAUUCAUUUUUUUUAAAUUUCUAGGUCUAUUUUUAUAAACGUAAUCCCAAUGAGGUAUGCUUCAAUGCAUCUUUAUUGAAGUAAAUGCAUUAGUGUUUGUGAUCAUUGACACUUGUUGUCAGUAUAGGCUGGGCGACUACCAUGAGGAUCAUGUCGAUACAAUCUAGCUUUCGAGGCUUGUUUUAAGUUGCCUGCGACUGUAUUUGAACACAGGCAGCUAAAGCAAGUCUGGUAUGCCAGAGACACACCUACUUGGAUCUGUCAGUCAGCGAGAUCACACAGCGAGAGACAUCAGACUGCACCAGAGCUCCAGUCCACCAGGCCCCAUGUCUACUGGGCUUAGCGACUCUACAGAACCACUACGAGUGGUUCUAGGAUUAAUCUAGAUAUUGUGCCACUUAACUAAAUGUAUUAUAGACUCAUGUUUCGCUGGAGUAGGCAUUUAGUCCUUAAGCUGGAGUCAAAGUUAUUCUUUCUUUACUUUUACAUUUUGGUAGACCUACAUUCAAACGCAUGCAAUAAUUUAUAUAACCUGACCUUUUUUCUAAAACAAGUUUCCAUGAACAAACUGACUGAGCCUGCAGCACAUAUGUCCACAAUUUCCACACAAUGUCUACGAUGUCUCUAGUCAGAGGAAGGAUAAGAACAUACAUGAGUCUUCAGGCCUCGAAGCACCGAGCAGGCCGCCACGGAGACGGCUUGCUGCGGACAAAAGGGGAACACACCGCAGGUUGAGUGAGUCCCAUUGCACGUCCCAUAGUCCUCCUCUGCGCCUGCGUGAGAGGAGAUAACUUUCCUGACAAGCAGGGGGCGGUAGUCUGCAGCCAUCUUUCAGAAGGGACACAGGAGGACCUGCGGGUAUAGACCAAUCAGCGUGGACCGCCGCACCCUCCCUGAGACGCUUUGUUCAAACCCUAGUCUGGGAGCGACUCGGCGACACCUUACUACAUGGUUACUUCUACUGCUGCUGAUCAUCUGAAACGGAUCACUCGAGAAACAUAAGUAGUGAAGCACACACAAACACUGUUAGGCCUACUACAGGAAGAACGACACUUCUCAGUUCAAUAAACCUGGACAUUAAAAUAUUUUUCAAUGUGGAAACUACAUAAAAACUAGACUAAAAAAGCCAAGGAAGAAUUUUCAAUUUAGUUUUAAUCGGUUGAGUGUUUAAGCAGUAAACGAUGAAACAGCAGCAUAAAGGCCUAUAGUGUUCUUUAGGUUUAUGAAAUGAUACGGUCCAAGUUAUGUCCCCGCUAAUUUCAUUCAUUCGUAUACUUCAUUAAAGUCACUGUUUAUGCGCAUAUAUCAUUCAAACAAGACAUCGUUUUCUUUAAGAAUUUUUUUUUUUGGAAUAAUACCAUCCUCGGUAUAACACGGUCUGGGAACACCGCGAAUCCGCCGAAAGUCAAGAGGCCCCAAUGAACGCGUUUCAGCGACGGUUCAGCGUGGUCCGUCGGCCCGCUGUGUCAGGGCCUUCAGCAGCCCCUUUGACCUUUGACCUUUGUUUAGCCACUUGGCCUGUGGGAACUUUAGGAAAACAGUGGCUCCUUUUUUUCAUUUGUAUACUGACAAGGCUUCAUGUAAGUUAACGCAUUUUUUAUGAAUAUUUUUUUUCCUGAUAAAUAUUAUCAUUAUUAUUAUAAUAAUUUAUUAUAUCGGCAAAUUGCUGUAGAUGUAAUUUCAGGAAAAAAAUUAUGAAAAUUGUGCCCAUCUUUUUGUCCUUACAUGUCUGUAUGCUGACAAUAAAGUAAUACAAUCACAUUUGGUUUAUGUGCUUCGUUUUUUGUGCUGCAUAUCCAAAUCGUGUUGAAUACAGACGAUUUUGUAUCCCUCUUAUUCACAAGGAGUGUAAAAGCAAGGUUAUGUGCGUGCGACCAUCGUUGUUCUGAUAUAUGUUAUAUGCAAUAUAAUAACCUUUUUUCUUUUUGCAUAAUAAGACAUCCACGUCCGCCCACGUGUGGUCGUGGGCAUAUCGACGACGACGCGAGGUCCUGCUGUUACAAUAAGCCCAUCCUGCCUUAUUGAAGCUAUAUAAUAUAUAUAUAACCUUUAACACACAAACAGACGGUCCAAAUGUUCUGUUUUCUCAUGCGCACUGGGGCGUGUAUUUAAGGUAAAUAUGCUUUUUACCCCCUACAUGAAACGAGUCUUUGUUGUUUGCCGAGAGGUAAAGAGGUGGAAAAGUGAGCAGGAUCUGAACUGGUUUCCAUGUCAAACACUUCAAUUCACCAUAGAAACGGAGAUCUUAACGCGGAAACUUUAUUAAACUGUGAUGGCGCAUUGAUAAGGCCCAAUCCUAUCGGCUCUUUUUAUUGUGAGCACCGGGCGCCCUGACAGAGGUAAAUUGCUCUUUUAAUUAAAGCAAUGCACCAGGGGAAAUUGCUGUCUGAAUAUUGUCUCAGAGAUGGGGGCCAGUGACAGUUGCCUAGAAACUUCCAUCUGUCCACCGCCUUUAUUCCAGAUCUCAGUUAUGAGAUAAAGUUUAAUAAAAAUCUUUACCCACCACCACCGAAAUGAAAUCCCAGCCGUCGUGACUCGUGAGCAUCCCAACACAAUGAGACAGGACUGCGGAGGACAGCUCAUGUUCAACAUGUAUCUCUCAGACCCGACAGAGAAUCUGUUGAAGGAAAGCAAAGGAACGCCCUGGGCUCCGAUCAACACCGGAGUCCAGAAAGGCAGCGGGCAGAUCCAGCUUUGGCAGUUCCUGCUGGAGCUGCUGUCGGACAGCGGCAACAUGGCGUGCAUCGCCUGGGAGGGCACCAAUGGGGAGUUCAAGCUCAUGGACCCCGACGAGGUGGCGCGGCGAUGGGGGGAGCGCAAGAGCAAGCCCAACAUGAACUACGACAAGCUGAGCCGCGCGCUGCGCUACUACUACGACAAAAACAUCAUGACCAAGGUGCACGGCAAGCGUUACGCCUACAAGUUCGACUUCCAUGGCCUUGCGCAGGUGUGCCAGCCGUCAACCACGGAGCAGGCCAUCUACAAGUUCCAGAGUAACUUCGCUCCGAUGCCCUUCUCCGGGAUCUCCAAGCUGAACCUCGUUGCCCCUGGCAUGGGACCCGGGUCUGGGUUCUCGUACUGGGCGGGCUCGCCCCCCGCGGCGCUGUACCACAGCCACAGCCUGCCACCCCCCGCAGGGCCCUUCGGACCCGUGUCCGCCGCGCACAUCAGCUGCGUCAACAGCAUCAGCGGCCUCUCCAACGGGCACUACAACUGACUGACCCUCCAGCGAGCCUACUGGGAGAACCAGGUGGUUCGGUUUGAUUUGAUUUGAUUGAAUGAAGAACACUAUCGACGUUUAGGAUAGGUUUUGUACCCUAUAAUGCAUGUGAGGAUAUAUCAAGAGUUUGUUAAUCAGGCCCGUUUUCCGCUCAUUGAACAAAUAUAGAUAAAAUUGGCUAACGCAGAAAGCAUUGUCAGGUCGCGACGCCUUUCCUGUCUUCAUCCUUCAUUAUUAUCCUUUAUCCUCGUGUAUUGCGAGGCUUGAUGUGCACACCAUCCCCAUUAAUAGCGCCCUCCCAUGGUUCACUUCGUUAGGCUAAACACAUUUAUUGGAUUUAGAUUUCUUCCUGAUUUUGAAUGAAUAACAAUUCGUCUCAACUAUCCAUGAAAUGUUAAGGAAUGUUAGUCUUAUAAUACAUUGCGGUAAUAGAAUGUGAACGCCCAAAUUUAUGAACUAAUUGAAACGUAAAUUAAUUAAUAGCUGGCAUAGGCCUAUAGCCCCUACUUUAUACGGCCGAGGUUGAAUCUGAAACAUUUUAUCUGGUCGAUUAGGAUUACAAUGUAUGCCUAUUUAUUUUAUGAAAAUACAGCAGGAAAGCAUGCGUAAGAUGUGAUUUGCCCUAGAGACCAUUUAAAAUAAACGUUUUAUUUACCCAA
Messenger RNA from Gadus morhua (Atlantic cod), 4140 nucleotides. It is a transcript of the gene fev, whose product is annotated as FEV transcription factor, ETS family member. Gene Ontology annotation, biological process: regulation of transcription by RNA polymerase II; cell differentiation. Bases 2816 to 3478 code for a protein of 220 amino acids. Gene Ontology annotation, molecular function: sequence-specific DNA binding; DNA-binding transcription factor activity, RNA polymerase II-specific. Gene Ontology annotation, cellular component: nucleus. The transcript is spliced from 3 exons. The record is from RefSeq and is a predicted model, not a curated record. Lineage: Eukaryota; Metazoa; Chordata; Actinopteri; Gadiformes; Gadidae.